Anopheles moucheti is the source of this 4123-nucleotide messenger RNA. RefSeq names its product staphylococcal nuclease domain-containing protein 1 (gene Tudor-SN). The record is from RefSeq and is a predicted model, not a curated record. Gene Ontology annotation, biological process: regulatory ncRNA-mediated gene silencing; mRNA catabolic process. The transcript is spliced from 8 exons. Gene Ontology annotation, molecular function: nuclease activity; RNA binding. The coding region runs from base 341 to 3097 and encodes 918 amino acids. NCBI's taxonomy places the organism in Eukaryota, Metazoa, Arthropoda, Insecta, Diptera, Culicidae. Gene Ontology annotation, cellular component: cytosol; nucleus; RISC complex.
UUUUCUCCCAUGCUGUAGUGGCGUUUGGUCACAGAAAGUUUCCAAGUUUUCGGCCGUUUUCUGAAUCUGGUGCCGUCCGGUGCAAAUGUGGUGACCUGGUUACCUCCCCACCUGCACCCUGAUUCCGGUGGUUUCGUUUGACUCGUUUGCUGAGCUGUCACCGACUGUAUUGUCGAACCCGGUGUGGUACCGUCGUCGUGGUUUUCUUUUGGUGUGUGAUCAGUAGUUCCGAAAGCUGCAUCUCACGUACGCACAGUGCUCCUGAUCGUGAAGUGUCGGUAUAAAUUUCCGUAGUGACAAAGAAAGUUUUGCAGAGCAGCGUAGCCCAACGAAACGCAAAAUGAGUGCCGCUAAUGUCCCCGCCGCCGCCAAUCCAGCACCGCCGCCAGUGCUGAAGAAAGGCAUCGUGAAGCAGAUUCUCUCCGGCGACUCGUUGAUCCUGCGUGAUAAACCCGUGAAUGGACCGCCACGAGAGAAGCAGCUCAAUUUUGCUGGCGUUGUCGCACCCAAGCUUGCCCGCCGACCAGCCAACGGAUCGAGUGACGGUUCCAAGGAUCAAGCUUACGCCUGGGAAUCCCGCGAGUACCUGCGCCAGCGGUUGAUCGGCCAGGAGGUGUGGUUCUACUCGGAAAAGCCGCCGAACGCGACCCGCGAGUAUGGCUACGUCAAGCUGGGCAAGGACCUCAACUCGGAGAACAUCGUUGAGUCGAUCGUAUCCGAAGGUUUGGUAACUGUGAGGCGUGACAGCGUGCGCCAAACGCCCGAACAUGCCCGCCUAAUCGAGCUGGAGGAUGCUGCGCGCCGGGCUCGCAAGGGCCUCUGGAGCGAUGCACCGGAAGGUGAACACGUGCGCAACAUUGUGUGGAACAUCGACAACCCGAAGCAGUUCGUCGAUCAGCACGGUGGCCAACUGAUCAAGGCGAUCAUUGAGCAUGUGCGCGACGGCUCGACGGUGCGUGCCUUCCUCAUGCCGAACCCGCGCGUCUUCCAGCACGUUACGCUCAUGAUGUCCGGCAUCCGCUGUCCCGGGUUCAAGCUGGACGCCGAGGGCAAGCCGGACAACACGACCGAGGUGCCGUACGCCGAGGAGGCCCGCUUCCACGUGGAAAGUCGACUGCUGCAGCGCGACGUUAAGAUUCGGCUCGAAUCGAACAGCAAUACGAACUUCCUCGGAACGAUCCUCUGCCCGGAAGGAAACAUCGCCGAAUCGCUCCUGCGUAACGGGUUUGCCAAGUGCGUUGAGUGGAGCAUACCGUACGUUAAGGAGGGCAUCGACCGAUUGCGUGCCUCGGAACGGGAGGCCAAAGUGGGCCGACUACGGCUGUGGAAGGACUAUAAACCUCCGGCAGCAUUGGCGAACACCAAGGACAAGGAGCUGGUGGGCACGGUGAUGGAGGUGUUCAACGGUGAUGCGGUCUCGGUAAAGGUGGGCACCAUCACGAAGAAGGUGUUCUUCUCCUCGAUCCGGCCACCCCGCCCAAGGGAGGAAGAUGGUCCGCGGGCGAAGAACUCGCGCCCUCUGUACGACAUUCCUUACAUGUUCGAGGCACGUGAAUUCCUGCGCAAGAAGCUGAUUGGCAAACGAGUAACGUGUACGCUCGACUAUGUUGCACCUGCGCGCGAUAACUACCCGGAGAAGUACUGCUACACGGUGCGGUUGGAUGACCAGAACGUCGCUGAAGCAAUGCUGGAGAAGGGUCUAGGCACGGUGAUCAACUAUCGCCAGGACGAUGAGCAGCGCUCGCCCGAAUACGACAAACUGCGCGCCGCACAGGAGCAAGCGAUCAAGGGCCAGAAGGGAAUGCACGCCAAGAAGCAAACCCCGUCGCAUCGAAUCAACGAUCUGACCACGGAUCAUUCCCGCAUCAAGCAUCACUAUCUGCCAUCGUGGCAACGUGCCCUGCGUACCGAGGCGCUCGUUGAGUUCGUGGCGAGCGGAUCCCGCCUGAGGCUCUACUGCCCGAAGGAAAGCUGCCUGGUAACAUUCCUGCUCGCCGGUAUCAGUUGUCGCCGUUCGUCUCGUCCGGCGAUCGGUGGUGCCCCGGCCCAGGAAGCGGAACCGUACGGUGACGAAGCGCUGCAAUUCACCCGCGAGAAGGUGCUGCAGCGAGACGUGAGCGUUAAGAUUGAUACCACCGACAAGCAGGCGACUAGCGUGAUCGGUUGGCUGUUCACCGAGCAUAACAUCAAUCUGUCGGUGGCACUCGUGGAGGAGGGUCUGGCCGAGGUGCACUUCACGGCGGAAAAGUCGGACUACUACCGUGUGCUGCGGGACGCGGAAGCGCGUGCGAAGGCACAGCGGAAGAACAUCUGGAAGGAUUACGUCGAAAAGGCGGCAGUUGAGGAAGAGAAGGACGAGAUUGAAGACACGCCGGAUGUGAACACGCCCGCGGAACGGAAGGUGAAGUACGAGAGUGUGGUCGUGACGGAAGUGACGCCCGAGCUGCAAUUCUACGCCCAGCAUACGGACCAGGGCGCCAAGCUGGAGGAGCUGAUGACGAAGCUGCGCCAGGACUUCAAGGCGAUGCCACCGGUAACGGGCUCGUACGCACCGAGACGUGGCGAUAUGUGUGCGGCCAAGUUCUCCGAGGACGACGAGUGGUACCGUGCGAAGGUGGAGAAGGUAGAGAAGGGUGGUAACGUGUCGAUUCUUUACAUCGAUUACGGUAACCGUGAGAAUGUCCCUUCGACUCGUCUUGCAAUGAUCCCGCCAACCUUUAUCUCGGAGAAACCGUUCGCGCAUCUGUACGUGCCGGCUCUGUUGCUACUGCCGACCGAUCCCGACGAUCGUACUGAAGCCGUGAAAGCGUUCUCGCAGGACGUGCUGAACCGAACGCUCAACAUGAACGUCGAGUAUCGCAUCGCUGGUACUGAGUACGUGACGCUGGUUGAUCCUAGCACGAAGGCCGACAUCGCCGAGGAUCUAAUUGCUGACGGUUACUUGAUCGCGGACAAGAACAAGAAGGAUCGCAGAUUGACCAAGCUGAUUGCGGACUACAAGGAUGCAGAGCAGAAGGCCCGCAAGCAUCAUAAGGGCAUCUGGCAGUACGGUGAUAGCACCGAAGACCAGGCUGGAGAGUUUGGCCUCAGCCGUUAAUGGCGCCGGCCAGCGCUCUCCCAUGCUGUUCAUCCUCAGACAGUUUCGUCCAUUCUCGGUCAUGACGCCCUGCCGUAUUCGUAUGUUCCACCUGUGCGCUGUUACGAUCUACUUUUUACUGUACUGUGAACAACACCUGAUCGUGGCUCUCGAAAUGCAUGAUACAAAGGAUUAUCCUAUCUUUUUGCAUGAAAAGGCAGCCAGUUUGCGUGUGUCGCAAUCGGUUGAAAAGUACGCAUCGUUUAAGAACUGGAAACACCUUUCAUCUAAAACGUACGGCGAGGCUAAUGAUCACGAUCGAUUCGAUGUGUGGCAGUGUGGUAUGAGAGCAGAAAUCUGACGGUUAAACUGUUUGGAUCUCCUCAACACUUAACUCAUGCACGUCAACAAUUGGCAAGAAUUGACGGAACAGGUGGAUGAACGCAUAAAAUGAAUCAUUACACACCUGCCUAUCGAUAUAUAACAGUAAAAAAACAAACAAAAAAAAUCCACAAAAAAAGUACACUAUAUAAUGUGAGUCAAAAAAAAAAGGAGAAAAGGACGAACGCAUGAAGAAGCAACAAUAGGCUUGCUCUGGCGCUUACUGGAAGAACCACUGCCUGUACAUCUUCCAUCAUAUAUGCAACUCCAGCAAGCAUCACCAACACGUGUUCGGGCUAUGACUGAACCGGAAUGCGUUAAUACUCCGCCACACUGGAAACCGUUUCGAAUUCUUUUGAUUUCGAGACGUACCUCCAUUCGCAAAACGGUAGGCAGAGCCCGAUACGUCGAAAGCUACACUUACACUCGAUGUCAAACACAAGGGGACAGCUAUCAACAUGAGACUGGAGCUUCGAAACCCUCGCCAGAGUAGCGGUUGGUCUUUAUGGAACGUUCACAUUUAGCCAUUAGUUUUUGUUUCACUAUUAUGUGUUUAUUUUUACGGUUUACGCGUAACGCAUUACAUCUUCCAUUUGCCUGAUUGUCACAAAGAACCUUUUUUUACUUGUUUUCUUUUGCCGCACUAUCUUUUUUGUCUUGGUUCAA